This is a messenger RNA of Eimeria acervulina, 2004 nucleotides long. RefSeq lists its product as hypothetical. Lineage: Eukaryota; Apicomplexa; Conoidasida; Eucoccidiorida; Eimeriidae. The record is from RefSeq and is a predicted model, not a curated record. The transcript has 4 exons. The coding region runs from base 1 to 2004 and encodes 667 amino acids.
AUGCCAGCUCCUGCGGCUAAGUUGCCGAGCCGGCCAAAUGGGGGCUUCAGCAGCGCGUCUUCCUCUUCUGACAGCAACGGGAAGAAGGGAUGCUGGGGGCUUUGGCGCAGACUGCUACAGGGGGCGAUAGCUCACGUGGAAAAUACACCCGCCGUGGUGGCGGCAAAGACGCAGCGGAAACCGUGUGGAGUUGGGCGUUAUUUCGUGCUGGUGACGUAUGUUAUUUAUGCAUUUUUGACUGCUCGUGUCUACUUCGCUUGGCCAAACCUUUCAAAUUUGCUCUUCAGAGCAAACGCGUAUUCGUGGCUGUGUGACCAGUACCUGGCAGAAGGGAAACCGGAUAUGAGGGAGCCAGUACAUGGGGGAAAGCGGUACAUAUGCGAGGACCAAAACUCAGCAGUUGGAAAUAUAUUUGUAACUUGUUUGGCCUUUGCCUUUUCAUUCUCUCUUGCUGCUGGCCUCCUGCUUGAUUACCUGGGGCCGCGUAUAACAGCUGCAAUAGGCCAGCUCAUGAACGCACUCGCCUGGGUAUUACUUGCCUUCGGGUCCGAGUCAGUACAAACUUACAUUGCCGCAUUCAUAUUUAUGGGUAUAGGAUCAGACAUAGGGUAUUUGCCGCUCCUGUCUUCGGCCAACCUCUUCCCUGGACAUGAGGGGCUGAUCGUCGCCAUACUCGGAGCGUCCAAGAGCGCCAGUUUUGCGGUGCCUACAAUCUUAGAUAAGAUAGAGGUGGCCAAUCCGGGUAUAGGUCUGAAGGAAGUUUGCCUAGGAUACGCUCUUGUGGGGCCAGGUUUGUGCUUCGUCGUGUCCCUAUUCUUGAUCCCCUAUAAACACUUCAAACCCUGGAACGAAUUUACGGAGAUCGAAAAGGGGGGUGAUUAUCACCAUCCUAUUCAGAGGGUCAACGAUUCGUUCGCUUCCAUAGAAGCCCAUGCAUGGCGCGACAGUUUCAGCAGCUUUCAUGAAGGUCAGUGGCCGCUGUAUGCACACGACGGGCAUUCCGGGGCCACUGCUUCCGAACCAGGUCGCAGGAGCAAAAAUUUUCUAGAUGUACCUCGGCAGGGAGCUGGCAAAGGACAGGGAAAGAAGACCAGGUCUGAAUGUGGCGGAGCAGAUGAGGAGAGGAAAACUCAGGAUGACAAGCAAAAUAAAGGUGGGGUCAGCCCGCCUAUCGCCGACCAGACGGAAGAGGUUCCUGCUAUUUACCAAGCAACGCGAAUGAGCGUUGCAACGGGAGGUGCAGGAAACGCAGAGACACUGGACCAGCUAGCUGCAGCAAAAGAAGAGAAGCCCGCUUCCUUCCUUAAACAAUUCACAUCGCCAUAUGCCAUAUGUAUUGUGCUUUAUUCCAUCAUUAAGGCCAUUAUAUAUGCAUUUUUCACCACAACAGCUGAAAACCUACUAGGAAAAGAGGUCAACGACUUCAUGGGAGCUGCAUUGCCCUUCUCCCUCUUCCCAUGCAUUGUAAUAGGCAAGGUCGUGGACAUGGUUGGCAUCAUGCCCAUUUUGUUCUUCCUGAAUACCUGCAUAACCCUGGCGUAUGGGUUCAGCAUGGUUCCAGCGCUGCCUACGGCAUACCUUUCAGCUCUCCUUUAUAUUUGCUACGUCUCUUUUUACAGCUCACAGAGCUACUGUUUCGUGUCCGAUACAUUCUCGUCCUCCCACUUCGGAAAGAUUGUGGGGACAAUUCACUUGAUAGCCGGCUUCCUUUCCUUGUUGAAAAUCCCCAUGCAGAAGCUCGUUGUGGAAGUUUUCCACUCUGUGUACUACUACCCUUGUCUGAUUAUUUUGGUGCUAUGCGGCAUCAACUACCUCGUGUUACUGCUGCUGUUGUGUAAGAAACGCGCGGAUCCACAUCCCUUCUGGCCGCAGGCAGCUCGGGACAUGGCCAAACAGGAAGCAGAGGAGAAGAGGCGGGCAGCGCAGGAGAAGAAGGAGAAGGCGAAGGCCAAAAAAGAGCAGAAAGACCGUCCGGAGUUGAGAAACCAGGAGACUGACGUCUGA